Messenger RNA from Acanthoscelides obtectus, 804 nucleotides. Lineage: Eukaryota; Metazoa; Arthropoda; Insecta; Coleoptera; Chrysomelidae. The record is from the annotation of a GenBank genome assembly.
AUGGAGCCAAAUAUUCAUUGUCUCUUUGAUGCUCUGAAACCUAAAUAUUUUGAUACAAUUGUUGCUGCAACAAAAGCAGUGGCAAAAUAUGACGUAGAAAAGGAUAAAUUUGAAUCACCAACCUACGCUAUGAAUAUGGGCACGAAUCUGAAGCAAUGUGCGGAGAUAGCUAUUAUAUUUGCUCUGAAAAGGAAACAAAUCGCCUUAACAGUUUCAUCUGCUGAAGCAGAGGCAGAUUUAAAAACUUUGAUAAAAGUCAUUGAGUCACAAUGGCAAUAUGAGAUUUCUAGCCAGGCCGCCAGUGAUAUAAAUAUUAACAAGUGGAAUAAAGUUACCCUAGUGCCACUUGCCAGUGACUUAAAACUGUUAAAGGAAUUUUUGAUAACGACGGCAAAUUCUGCCGCAACUGCACUUCAGAACGACGGCGACGGGGACGUUAGCCAAUACGUACUUCUUUUGGAGUCUAUAUUCUGCCGUGUGAUUUUACUUAACCGAAGACGUCCAGGUGAACUGCAAAGACUGACACUGGAUAAUUAUCAAAUAUUGGAGAAAAGCGAUUCCAGCUCAAAUUAUGAAGAGUUCUCCGAGGUUGUUUCUCCAACUGAACAAAUUCUACUCAAAAGAUUUAAAAGGAUAGUAAUAAGAGGUAAAAGGGGACGAGGAGUACCGGUUCUUUUUAGUCCCGACAUUCAAGGACACAUAAAUAUUUUAAUUAAAAUACGCAACAAAUUUGUUAGUGAAAAAACCCAUUCCUAUUCGGUAAUGCUAAAUCAAAUGAACCUAUAUGUGGUUAUAAGGUUCUGA